CGAAAGGCAUCUGGUCCCACCCCUCAUUUCACUGAUGAGGAAGCCAAACCCUAGAGGGGAAGUGACUCCCCAGAGCAGGUUGGUCACUGAGCUGGAGGACAAAUGACAUCUUACGGCUCGCUCAGCUGACAGGACCAACAACAGGUAACCGUCCCCGGGGCCGCUUGGACAAACUGAGGCACAGCGCCACGGACUGACCUCGCUCUCAGGGACAGCAGGUGACUCUCCCCAGUUCUGUUCCUUGUCUUGGGGCACAUUUGGAGCUUCUGGAUGUCGGCAAGUGUCUUGGCUGUUUCAACGAGAAGGCCUGUUUUUUAAAAAACCAUGAAAGACAAAGUUCAUCACGUGCAGGAAGCAUCCUUCUGGUCCUUCGUGUAAAUGACAGUUGUGGGAAAAGUACCCACCAAUACGAGCAGAGGGCUUUGCGUUUCUGCUUCAGUGAUGGAACAGAUCACCUCACCCUGAAACGGUGUCACCUUCCGGAAAUCUGACUGGGCCCUCCCAGCAACAGCUCUGCUCUUUCGUGCUGCGACUGUCAAACUUUGAUAUUUGGGGAAGAACAUGAGCCAGUCCGACAAAAAUGGGAACUGCUCCUCUCAGGACGUGGACCGGCUGAUGCAAAUCGUGCAGGUGGUGGUCCACGUCCCCACCUUCCUCCUGGGCCUCGUCCUCAAUCUGCUGGCCAUCCGGGGCUUCUGCGCCCUCCUGAAGAAGAGGUUGCUGGAAUAUGUUGCCACUUGCACCUACAUGAUCAACCUGGCGGCCUUUGACCUGCUGAUGGUGCUCUCCCUCCUGUUCAAGAUUGUCCUGUUCUACGUGACGCCCCCCUUUCCAUCCCUGUGCAGCUUGGUGGAGGGCCUCCACUUCAUCAGCAUGUACGGCGGCAUCUUAACAGUCUGCUUCAUCAGCCUGGAUAGAUACUUGGCCAUCCAGUACCCGUUCCUGGCCAGCCACUGCCGGUCCCCCAGGAAGACCUUCGGGAUCUGCUGCGCCAUCUGGGUCCUGGUGUGGGCCGGGAGCAUCCCCUUCUACAACUUCAGCUGGGAAGAAGGAAGGUACACGUGCUUCAACAAUAUGUCCAGUAAGGUCUGGAGUGCCAACAUUGUCUUCCCCGUCGAGGUGUUUGGCUUCCUUCUUCCCAUGGGCAUCAUGGGCUUCUGCUCCUACAAGAACAUUCACAUUCUGGUCAGCCGUCGGGACACCAACCCGGACCUGACCCGGAAGAAGAAGGCCUGCAUCUGGACUAUCGCAUCCAGUCUGGCUGUUUUCGUGGUCUCCUUUCUCCCAGUACACAUAGGUUUCUUCCUGCAGUUCCUGGUAAGAAAUGAGUUUAUUUUGGAGUGCAGAGUUCGGCAGAACAUCACCUUCUUCGUGAAAUUGUCCAUGUGUCUCUCCAACGUCAACUGCUGCCUGGAUGUUUUCUGCUAUUACUUUGCCAUCAAAGAAUUCCGCAUGGGCAUCAGGUCCCGGCAGAACUCCAGAGACCAGCUGGAGCUGGACUUCUUGCAGACCAGGACUACUGUGGCUGGGGAGAGAAAGCCGUCCGCAGAGAAAGGAAACUGCAGCCUUGUACCCUAGUGGCAGACAUCCUGUUCCAGGACCUUGCUGGGGUGGGAGGACGCGUGGUGCAUGACUGGUGUGCUUUCCCUUCACACGCUCAGUGAACGCUGUGUCCGCUCGUUAUGCCCCCAGAGACCUCCCCGCACACCUAGACAGCUCAACGUAAAUCACGCAGUGUUUGGAGAUUUCUGAUGAACCUGAGAACCAGGUGAAUUCUUGACCGCUAAGCCCAAAAAGUAUGAGGCAGAAAAAUGAGAAAGAAAAUGAGACCAUCUGAACAAGGCCACCUCUCCUCUAUCUCCUGCUAGGCUGGAAGUUUCUGGAAAGGAAAGGGGAGAGGAGUUGAGCGAGAGAAUCAAGGUCAGUCAUGGUGGCAGGGGCCCUGGGUUGAGACGCAGUGGGAGGCGAAAGGGUGAAGCCGGAGCCAUUGGCUAUGGUGGCACCAUUUGCUGAGCAGGCCUGUGACCUUGUUAGACAGGACUGCCGCCGGUUUGCUCUUCUGAGUGCGUCCCCAGGACUGGACACGACUGGAAAGCGAGAACAGAGCGUGACUAACCGCUCCCUGCAGCCAUGGGCAGCAGAUAACACUGGAACAAACAGCAGCCUCCGGUUCCGACCAGCAGCCCAGGGGCCACACAGCAGCACCCCCACCCUUUGUAAUCUAAUUAUAAUCCAGUACGAGCUCAGAGCCCCACCCCCUCAACAGCGGUGCAUCUCUCCACUCCAUGCCCCUCUCCUUUCUUGGAGAGUGAAAACAAGCUUUCUUCUCUGCGCUUUCUUCUCCUUGUGAAUUCUCUCCCAGCCCGCAUCACCAACCCACCCCAUAACAGUAGGGACGCAUCAAGCUCCUUUUUAGUUUGCAGGGCGGAGCAGACUUGCAUUUUCCAGUCCCUUCUGGGGCUCUGUUGGCCAACGACCUUGCAGAGAUGACAGCAAGUGGUGGGGGUGGGGUGAUCAUGGUUUGAGCAAAUACACACAGAGAACCCCAAGUUUCUUACAGGCUUUUGAAAGGCUGGGGAGACCCAUGAGAAGGUUGUGGAAGGGAGAACGGGGCUGGUGUGGUGCAGCUGCAGAUACUUUGUGGAAGCGGUGGGGACAGAGUGGGUAGCUGUUGGUGACGCUGAGAGCCAGGAGGGUAUAGAACAUACUGGGGAGGGGAGGACACGGGCCAAGGGCAGCUCCUGCCCCAUUGCCACGGGGCGGCGCACUGCCUGGAGCUUUGGCACUGGCCUGGGAGAGGAGAGGCAGGGUGACCAGCCUUGGGGGAAAGGACCUUCCCAGACCCGACCAGCUUGCUCUCUUGAACAGGCUCAUUAGACUUAGUUCCCCUGAGAACGAUGGGAAAGAAUCAGGCUGGAUUUGGUUCGGCCAGAGGAGAAGAAGGAACAGAUGUUCAUCUUGCCCGCCUGAGUCCUGGCUGGGCAGCUGGUCACAGUGGCGCUGUCCGGGGAGCUGUCCUCUCCAGUGGCCGGGGACGGGGAGAAAACGAGUCAGCCAGGAAUGGAGGACCCACCUUGCGGGCACCAGGCUCUUGGCAGUUUCUAGCUGGAAGCUGGAAACCAUUGAAGCUCGGCUUGGCUGGGGCUCCUGUGGUGAUCAGAAGGAGCAGCAGUGACAGCUGGGAGCCUUCGGUGACUCAGCAGCCCCAGAGAGAGAGAGACGGUGACACGGGUUCAUGAAACGGCGGGGCGGUUUUGCAGGACAGAGUGAGAUGAGGAGUGACAAAGGGAGACAAAGGGAAGGUUUUCCCGGAAGAAGAGCAACAGCCUCCUACCUGGGGCACGGGAGGGAGGGGUGGCCGUGCGGGAGGAAGGGGCAGUUUAGAGAAAACCCUGAUGGGAGGAAGAGGGGAGGCCGGGCGACUGACUGCCCAAGCCUCCAUGACGAUGACAUGGAGUUCUGUGAGGAAGUGGGGCGGGCAGGAGGGGUCGAGGGCCCAGCCGCUUCCCACCUGAGACUCCCCAACUUCACUGAGAGCCUGGAAGGGCGGGAGCCCUUCCGCUGCCCCCCUGCAGCUGACUCAGUGGUGGGGGGGCGCUCCGUGGGGCAGGAGGGAGGGGUGAGGAAGGAAGCAUCAGUGCCAGGGUGUCCAUAGGGGGGCAGGACUGAUCCUGCCCAGGACCAGGGGCUCCUGCCCCUUAAACCGGACCUCCGGGGGCCAGCAGCCAGAGCCAGGGGCUCUACAGAGCUAGAAGUUUCCCCAAGCCCUGGGCACUGCCCUCCCGGCUGGAGGCCGCACCGUCCGUGGCCGUCCUGGACAGAGGCGCACCUGUGCUACUCUGAGGAAGCCGGGCUGUGGUGCCCGGCAGGGCACGUGGGGCUGGGCUGGGCUCAGAGCCCAGGGCCGGGUGGAAUUGGGGACCACCCCACCCCCAAUGUCUCCUUUUGCAUUGGGAACUGGGAGCUCACCAACGGGUGCCCCCCAUGCUGCAGCUUGUACCCACCAGUGUGCUUGGGGCCGGACAGUCCUCCUAAGAGAAAGGGACACAGGCCCUGAACAGCCACCAUCCCCAGUGUUGUCUGUACCCAUAAAAUCUUGGGCUGUGGGGGCAGCAUGGCCCUGCCUGAGCCAGGUGACAGGAAAGAUGGGAGGGGAAUCUUGAGUCAAGAGUUGUGUACCUAUGCAGAGAGAAGGCGAGAGAGAGAGAGCUGUGUAACUGUAAGGUCUAGGCCCUGGGAGCGUCUAGCAGCCUUGAGUUGACGUGACAUCUGUGGACUAGUGGGGGGCACCUGGGGACCCCUUGACCGAUCCUCAUACACGGAGGGGAGGAGACGGGCUUCUUCUGUCUCCUCAUGGGGACUCACCCUGGCCUGAAAGUCACAGAGGACCCAUCAGGGCCCAGCUCUGUGUCAGCACUUGGACCCUGUGGGCAACGGAGAGGCAGAGGGUCAGGGUCAUGGUCAGGGUCAGGGUUAGGCUACGGAUGUAUCCGAGAGCCUGAUCCCACAGCAAGUGGCAGCCAGUGACUUGGAAAACCUUGAACUCAGUUUUGGAAAAGGCUUAAGUUCCUGCUCCCAAAGCUGGUGGAACCUGGAGAUGUUUGGCCAUAAGCGUGACCUUAUUUGUACUCCUAGAAAACCUAAGCCAUACUUCUUGCUUGUAUAUGUGUGAAAUUAGCACAAUUAAUUGGAAAAAACCACUUGAUUCAUCUGAUUUGCCAAGUAAAUAGAUUCCUGUGA
Phyllostomus hastatus (greater spear-nosed bat) is the source of this 4740-nucleotide messenger RNA. It is a transcript of the gene GPR55, whose product is annotated as G protein-coupled receptor 55. The transcript is spliced from 3 exons. Gene Ontology annotation, cellular component: membrane. The record is from RefSeq and is a predicted model, not a curated record. Gene Ontology annotation, molecular function: G protein-coupled receptor activity. Gene Ontology annotation, biological process: phospholipase C-activating G protein-coupled receptor signaling pathway; positive regulation of Rho protein signal transduction. NCBI's taxonomy places the organism in Eukaryota, Metazoa, Chordata, Mammalia, Chiroptera, Phyllostomidae. The coding region runs from base 562 to 1578 and encodes 338 amino acids.